Acanthocheilonema viteae is the source of this 2262-nucleotide messenger RNA. The record is from the annotation of a GenBank genome assembly. NCBI's taxonomy places the organism in Eukaryota, Metazoa, Nematoda, Chromadorea, Rhabditida, Onchocercidae.
AUGCGCUAUAGUCGUGGACUUGGAACAGCGGAAACGAAAAUACGGUUGGAGGAAUCUCAACCACUGAUGAGCGAAUCGGUCGCCAGUACCAGCAGGGACGACAUCUUUCUGUUGCCUCUAGCAAGUACCUCGCCGUCCUCCACAGUGAAUCGUUUCACGGGAUUUUUCGAUACUAUCAUGUUCAGGUGCUGUUGGAAUUUCCUCCGUAGACGGCGCACGUUGCAUUCUCGAACAAUAAGAGUUGGCCACGGGCCGGUAUUGGGUUCAGCUCAUUCGUUUCCUCCCAAUACAGUUCUUUUUCAACAAUUCAAAUUCUUCCUGAAUCUCUACUUUUUGCUGAUGGCGUGCAGUCAGUUUAUACCAGCAAUUCAGAUUGGAGCACCAAUCACUUAUUGGGGACCGUUGGGUUUCGUGCUAACAGUAACACUGAUUCGCGAAGCUAUGGAUGAUUUCGUUCGCUUCUUGAGAGAUCGAGAAUUGAAUAGUGAGAAAUAUGAAAAGCUAACACCACAAGGAAUCGACUAUAUAUCGAGCUCAAAUAUCAAAGUCGGUGAUCUGAUUAUUAUACAGAAGGAUAAGCGUGUACCUGCAGAUGUAGUGUUCUUGCGAACUACUGAGAAAUCGGGCGCUUCCUUUAUUAGGACUGAUCAGUUAGAUGGUGAAACUGACUGGAAAUUGCGGAUUGCUGUUCCCGUUACUCAGAAUCUUGUUUCGGACCAGGACAUAUUCGAUCUUAACCUGGAAAUUUAUGCCGAAAAACCACAAAAAGAUAUUCACGACUUCGUGGGUACCUUCAAGAUGAGUUCAGAAGACUCAACACAAGACGGGUCACUGAAUGUCGAAAAUGUUCUUUGGGCUAAUACAGUUCUUGCUAGUGGUCGUGUGGUAGGUGUUGUUGUAUAUACUGGUCGCGAAACCAGAUCUGUCAUGAAUACUACAUUGCCGGAAAGUAAAGUUGGGUUACUCGACAUAGAGGUCAAUAAUUUAACCAAAAUAUUAUUUCUGUUUGUGGUCGUGCUGGCUUCUGUCAUGGUCGCAAUGAAGGGAUUGGAUAAGAAUUGGUAUCGAUACUUGAUGAGAUUUAUUCUAUUAUUCUCGUAUAUAAUCCCGAUAUCACUGCGUGUCAACUUGGAUAUGGCUAAGCUCUUUUAUUCAUGGCAAAUUGGAAGAGACCGUCAUAUCAAAGACACCGUUGUACGUAGUAGCACCAUUCCUGAAGAAUUGGGCCGAAUUUCAUUCUUACUGUCUGACAAAACGGGAACUUUGACAAUGAAUGAAAUGCGCUUCAAGAAGAUUCAUCUAGGGACAGUGGCGUUCAGCAGCGAUGCUUUUGAAGAUGUAUCUCGACAUGUGUUGUCAGCUUAUUCUGGGAAGCUUGGUCGUCACUCAUUUUCUAGUAAGUUGCAAACAGCAGUAGAAGCGAUUGCGCUUUGUCACAAUGUAACACCAACAGAAGAAAAUGGGCAGAUUAGUUACCAGGCCGCCAGUCCUGAUGAGGUUGCACUGGUUAGAUGGACGGAACAAGUGGGUGUUCGGCUUGCCCAACGUGAUCUCACUUCAAUGCAACUACAGCUUUCAAAUGGUCAAACAAAAAGUUUCCAAAUUCUUCAUUUGUUUCCCUUCACAUCUGAAACAAAACGGAUGGGGAUCAUCGUUAAGGAUGAAACGAGUGAUGAGAUUAGUUUGUUAAUGAAAGGUGCAGAUACCAUAAUAGCUGGAAUGGUGCAAUAUAACGAUUGGUUGGAAGAAGAAUGCAGUAACAUGGCUAGAGAAGGAUUACGCACUUUGGUAGUUGCGAAGAAAGUGUUGUCAAUGGAACAAUUAGUUGAUUUUGAGAAGCAUUAUCAUCAAGCUAAAAUGACGGUGGUUGAUCGAAGUGAGCAUAUGGCUGCAGUACUGAGACGAUUGGAGACCGAUUUACAGCUAAUUUGUUUGACUGGUGUCGAGGAUAGAUUACAAGAUCAAGUGACGACGUCGUUGGAAUUGCUUCGAAAUGCGGGGAUCAAAAUCUGGAUGCUGACUGGAGAUAAAUUGGAGACUGCGAUUUGUAUUGCGAAAUCAUCUGGGCUCUUUUCCAAGACAGACAAUGUCCAUAUAUUCGGACAAGUCCAGACUAGAAUAGAUGCUCAUAACGAACUAAACGCCUUGAGGAGAAAAAACGAUGUGGCACUAGUUCUUUCUGGAUCUGCUCUUAAUGUAUGCUUGCAAUAUUAUGAAGCUGAAGUGGCUGAACUUGUACAACAAGAAAACAGAGAAGCUUGA